AUGACUAUGAAAAAGAAAAGGCAGACGGCUGAAACAGAGGAGACUCUGUCCGCAGCCAUUGACGACAGAGUAUCGCAACUACCAAUACCCAUACGUCACCACAUCCUCUGUUUCCUCUCUCAGAAAGAAGCUGUGAAAACUUGUCUACUCUCCAAACAAUGGCGCCACAUAGGAUCAACCCGCCCCAACCUUGAAUUCUCCGAAGAAUGGUUCGACGACACACAAGAAAAGUUUGUCUCUGUCAACCGCUCCAUAGGAUCUACACGCCCCAACCUCAACGCUUCGGAAAAAAAUUUCAACACUACACACCAAACCUUUGUCUCUGUAGUCAACCGAAUCCUACAUGGAUACCUUGAUCAAAACCUCUUCAUAGACAAACUCUAUCUCUGCUUAUCCAGGCCAGUCUCACGACCGGUCAUCUCCCUUCUCGACAAAUGGAUCCCGAUAAUAGCCGCCCUCAACAUAAAAGCUUUCAAACUCAACUUUCUUUCAUUUCCUCCGCCGUAUUACAACCUGCCCUCGGCAGUCUUCUUAGCCGAGUCCCUCGAAGAACUACACCUGUGCAAAUGCAAGCUGAGCCCGGUUGAGAGCGUGCGGUUCAAAUGUCUGCGCACACUCACCCUCGAUUGUGUCCAAGUUGAUGGCGGAACUUUGGAGACGAAAGCGUUGGGAUGCCCUAUGCUCAGGCGCCUUGACCUUAGUAGUUGUUGGGAGUUGAGAAACGUUAGGCUGAGCGAGGCACCUGGGCUCAAGCACUUUGCAUUGACUGAUUUCAAGAUUAUUGAAGGGCGUAGCAUCGAAAUCGAUGUUCCGAAUCUCGAGACAGUCUCCAUCGGGGGCCCAUGGAUUUGGUCUGACCGCCAAAGCACAUUCAUGUUCUCUCGUCUCACGAGUUUGUAUCUCUGGAAUGUGAUCCUGUCGAGCGAGUCGAUCGACAUGUUAUCGUUCCGCUGCCCGACUCUUGAAAACUUGAGCCUAACUGAUUGCUCCGGUUUCGAGGAAUUCCAUCUUGCAAGUGAUUCGGUCAUGUACUUGAACAUCUCGACAAUAUAUAUACCACUUAAAGGAGUUACGAUUUGUGCCCCCAACAUUGUCAGAUUUAAUUUCACUGCCGGUAUUCCCCAGGUGCCGGACACAUUCUCUUUCACGACCACUACAUCCAAGCAGUGGUAUUCAGGAAUAUUUCUCUACUCGUAUGAGGAAGAUCCCGAUUUCGACGUCAAUUGGUGGUUCCUUGAGCUGAGACGAAUGCUCAAGGCACUAAGUGGAUCUCAGAUUUCUCUGAUUUUGCAUAUGGAUGGCGGCCCUCUGGACAUGCCAUGGGGUGCUGUUGACAGCAGUCGUCUUUUCAGUGACGAACCGCCUGUGGUGAUGGAGAACUUGAAAUUUAGCACUUCUAAAUGUCGGACGGCAUCUUGGCACUCGGGCUUUACGAAUGCUUUGUUUCGUGUUUGUCGACCGAGGAGUAUAUGGAGUUGUACGCAGCUGAGCCAGUCGGAUUGGAACACCCACAGGCUCUCAGAGUUUCAGUUCAACAUCUUGCUUGCAAACAUGAGCCUGGGGACCGAGCCCUACUUUUGGCGGCACGAUUUGGAGCAAGUGCACGUGACCACUUUAUAUGGGCAGCUCAUUCAGUGGACGGACCUUUCAGAAUUGCGAAAUAGGACGUAUGACAGGACAAUAUGUCUCAAGUUGAAAUGGAGAGGUCAGACGACGGCAUAA
This is a messenger RNA of Striga asiatica, 1722 nucleotides long. The record is from the annotation of a GenBank genome assembly. NCBI's taxonomy places the organism in Eukaryota, Viridiplantae, Streptophyta, Magnoliopsida, Lamiales, Orobanchaceae.